AGAAAACACUGAACUGGGGCUGAAACUGAAACAGGGCAAGACUCGUAAAGAAAAAAAAAAGGAGUGCAGCUUCUUGCUCUCCUUCUUUCUCACAAUUUCCUGUUUAAGGAGGCCAUUUUGUAACUUAGCCGGCGGGGGAAGAGCACAACAAAAGUUUGCCAUUUGUUUUUGUGUUCUCUCCCACGCCCCGGGGAGUUCCACAGUCAUACAUUUGGACUUUCUCCUCUGCAGAGCGGCUUCUUCUGGACGAGGAGGGAAGGAGAGGGAAGGAGGUGGGGGAGGACGAGCAGCAGGAGGGUUGGUUUUUCUCCCUCAGUGUGUGUUUUCUCUCGAGUCUCACACACACUCUGCUCAUGCCUGUCAUGCCUGGGCAGUAACAGAGGUCUGACAACGAGAAAGAGAGAGAGAGAGAGAGCGACAGAGGAGGAAAAGACACCGCUUCCUGGAUAAGGAUUUCUUCCUUAAUCCACUGGGAGGGGGUGGACACAGGACACAGAGGAACCAGGACUCUACUCAGUGUUUGUGUGUGUGUGUGUGUGUGUGUGUGUGUGUGUGUCUUCAUGUUUCAGUGUGUGUGCCCCUCUCUCCUCCACUGAGACAGUUUGAAUGAGUGUGGGCUCUCUGGGAACUCCAGCUGGGCGUGUUUGUGAGAGUGUGUGCUGAGAGGCCGCCAGCGGACAGGACCCUGAAUGGCUAACGCGAGCCCAUGUAUGCCCUCGGGGGCCAUGGCCCAGGUCUUCUUUCCUCCAGGGGGCUCCUCGCCACCAGGCCCAGCCAUGAUACAUCAGACCCCCAUGCCCAUGCCCUCGAUUCCCCCUCAGGGAGGAUUUCCUGUGAUGGAGCUGACAGCAUGGCAGGGUCCUGGUGGGGCUGCGAUGCCCUCAGGGCCUCCCACUCCAGCGGGGGUGUCCUUCAUCAUCCAGAUCGGCCUGACCAGAGAAUCUGUCCUGAUGCCUCAAACCUCCGACCUGGCCUAUGUCAAACAAAUCGCCUGCUCCAUUGUUGACACCAAGUUCCCAGAGUGUGGAUUCUACGGCAUUUACGACAAGAUCUUGCUGUUCAAACAUGACACAACCACCAACAACAUCCUGCAACUGGUCAAAGCUGCUGGUGACAUCCAGGAAGGAGAUCUGGUGGAGGUGGUGCUCUCUGCGGCGGCCACAUUUGAAGAUUUCCAAAUUCGGCCCCACGCACUCAAUGUGCACUCGUACCGGGCCCCGGCCUUCUGCGAUCACUGCGGAGAGAUGCUGUUCGGUCUGGUCAGACAAGGGCUCAAAUGUGACGGCUGUGGACUGAACUACCACAAACGCUGUGCCUUCAGCAUCCCCAACAACUGCAGCGGGGCUCGCAAACGGCGCCUCUCCACCACCUCCCUGAGCAGCAGCCAGUCCCUGCGGCUCUCCACCACCGACUCGGUGUACAGCGUGGGGACGGCCUCCACCUGCACAGAGGAGGCCACUCUCAUCCGCUCACACACACAGAUGCCGCGGACACCUAGUGAAGCCCGGCGCUUCUACACUGGCCGGCCCGUUCACCUGGACAAGAUCCUUAUGAGCAAGGUGAAGGUGCCCCACACGUUCGCCGUGCACUCGUACACGCGGCCGACCGUGUGCCAGUACUGCAAGAGGCUUCUCCGGGGGCUGUUCAGGCAGGGCUUACAGUGCAAAGACUGCAAGUUCAACUGCCACAAACGUUGUGCGUACAAGGUUCCAAAUGACUGCCUUGGGGAGACUAUCGGAGACAACAGAAGUAACUGCGACAUGUUGAGUCCCAGUGCGGACCCUGAGGUGCCCAUGGACUACACCAGUGACUACGACACCUCGGACAAGUCUUCAAUGGAUGACUCAGACGAGGCCUGCAGCAUCCCGGGGUCCUUUUCUCCUGAGAACAACCAGGACGGAGCCAGCGGCGAUCAGAGUGUUUACAUCCCGUUGAUGAGGGUGGUGCAGUCGGUGAGACAGACGACCCGUCGAUCCAGUACGGCGAUCAAAGAAGGAUGGAUGGUUCACUACAGCAAUAAGGACACACUGAGAAAGAGGCACUACUGGCGUCUGGACUGCAAGUGCGUCAUACUGUUCCAGAACAACACCUCCAACAAAUACUACAAGGAGAUCCCUCUGUCUGAGAUCCUGGAGGUUCGUCCCGCUGGUAGCUUCACCCUUGUGCCCCCAGGCACCAAUCGGCACUGCUUCGAGCUCAUCACAGGCGCUAUGUGCUAUUUCGUAGGGGAGGACCCCAACACCCUCUCCGCCGUGCUACCCAGCAACCCCCAGGCUCUCCCCCAAACCCCUCCCUCACCCAGCCAAGUGGCGCCCAAUAGCGGCAUUGGUCUCGAAGUGGCCAAGGCGUGGGAGAGCGCCAUUCGCCAGGCCCUCAUGCCUGUCAUCUUUCAGGAUGCGCCGCCGGCUGAGGGGAACACAACUCAUAGACAAGCCUCUAUCAGCAUAUCAGUGUCUAACAGUCAAAUCCAAGAGAACGUGGAUAUUGGAACGGUGUACCAGAUUUUUGCUGAUGAAGUGCUGGGAUCUGGGCAAUUUGGAGUAGUGUAUGGAGGAAAACACAGGAUGACGGGGCGGGACGUAGCGGUCAAAGUCAUCGACAAACUUCGCUUUCCCACCAAGCAGGAGAGCCAGCUGAGGAACGAGGUGGCCAUACUGCAGAGUUUGCGUCACCUCGGCAUCGUGAACCUGGAGUGCAUGUUCGAGACCCCGGAGAAAGUGUUUGUGGUGAUGGAGAAGCUCCACGGUGACAUGCUGGAGAUGAUCCUCUCCAGUGAGAAGGGCCGACUGCCUGAGAGGCUCACCAAGUUCCUCAUCACACAGAUUCUCGCAGCUCUGAGGCAUCUGCACUUUAAAAACAUCGUUCACUGUGAUCUGAAACCAGAGAAUGUGCUGCUUGCCUCCGCGGAUCCCUUCCCCCAGGUGAAGCUGUGUGACUUUGGCUUUGCCCGCAUCAUCGGCGAGAAGUCUUUCCGCCGCUCGGUGGUUGGCACCCCGGCGUACCUGGCCCCCGAGGUGCUGCUGAACCAGGGCUACAACCGUUCACUGGACAUGUGGUCGGUGGGCGUCAUCAUGUACGUCAGCCUGAGUGGAACGUUCCCGUUUAAUGAGGAUGAAGAAAUCAAAGAUCAGAUCCACAACGCAGCCUUCAUGUACCCGCCCAACCCCUGGAAGCAGAUCUCUAGUGAUGCAACCGACCUGAUCAACAAUCUGCUGCAAGUUAAGAUGAGGAAACGCUAUAGUGUGGACAAGAGUCUCAGUCACGUGUACUUGCAGGACUAUCAGGCGUGGCUGGACCUGCGGGAACUGGAGACGAAACUGGGCGAGCGUUACAUCACCCACGAGAGUGAUGACAGCCGCUGGCAGAUGUUUGCCCGGGAGCACACCCUGCCGUACCCGUCUCACCUCGUGCCCCCUCCCACCGGGCCGGGCUCUGACGACGAGGAGGGCGCGGAGGAUGCGGACGUGCAGGGCCUCACGGAGAGGGUCAGCAUCCUCUGACCAGAGACACUGACGACUCGACAAACCGUUUAGGAAGGAGGAGGGAGCUGGAGAUGUUUAACCUUGAGACAUUGAGUUGCUGUUUGGUCUUUCACAGCACGGCGUCUGCUGUGUGCCGGCAACAUUACAGCAACACAUCCAGUUUCUCACCUCCAGACUGAGUUCAUCUAAACUCCCCCUCCGAUCAAUUACCUCUGCUGUGAUUGGUUCUCUGUAAUCUUCUGAAAUGUUGGACUCUUUCAUAUUGAAAACUGCUCAACUCUGUAAAACGAUGACCUGCGGAGUCUUUGAUGUAAAAUUGGUGUCAAAACUUUGAAUCCUAAUUUGCCACACAAAUUUAAAACAAAAUCUAAUUACUCUUUUAUCCGCUCAACAGAAUGCUUCUUUUCACACUUGAGCGAUCAAGAGAAGAAUCUGUGGUGGGUUUUUUAAAAAGGUAUUUUUAUAUAAACGGAUGUGAGUUUAUAUUUACAACAAACUGCCUUAAAGAAGUCGCGUUUGUAUUUAGCAUCAUUCAGUUCGACUGACUGGACUCUCACUCCAUCUUAUGUCUUAAUUACAAAUGCACUUUAAAGUGACAAAAGACUUCCUCUGCGCUGGUAUUAUCCCUAAUGUGCCCCGGUGGCGUCGAACCCACCCGAUCUCACAAAUGCAUUUAUCAUAAAUUCAUGUGCUGUAGCGGAAAACUGAAAGCAUUGAUCCUGUGACGGGAAAUCCUCCAGUUAUUAGCACUUGAGGUUUGAACCUCAACUGACUAAAAGAAAAUGUACGUGGUUAAAGAGGCAUUGUGGGUUUAAAUGAACUCGAUCACCGGGGCUGUUUGUUACCUGACGUGACUCCACAGCUUUCUGACCGAUGUCUCUAUCUGCAGCCAACGGAAUUAGCCUCAUGGCUGCUCCUGAAAUGUAAAACCCGCUUCCCCCGUGUUGAGGCGCCCGCUCUCACUUCAUCUCAGAAGUCAAUAAGUUGUGUGUUCCAGUGGCGAAUGACACGUCCUUAAGGUUGCCUGUACAUAAGAUUCACCUAGUGUCCAUGAUGAGAAGAUUCUAUCUAGUUCAAUUAUCGGCUACCUGUAAUGUUGCAUGUUUCUGUCAAGUAGAGUUAUUUAGAGACAAUUUAAAACAUACUGUCGUUAUGAAGGUCUAUUAUACGCAUGUGUAACCUGAACUUGAUAUAGUUGUCAAAUAUGUGUAGACUGUGUUUAACAUGUUUGAAUGUUGAUCCUAGCCUUUGUCACAUAUAAUACAAACAUUGAACAAUA
Molecule: messenger RNA, 4761 nt
Organism: Platichthys flesus (European flounder)
Lineage: Eukaryota; Metazoa; Chordata; Actinopteri; Pleuronectiformes; Pleuronectidae
Gene: prkd2
Product: protein kinase D2
Exons: 19
Coding region: 690-3500 (936 amino acids)
Biological process (GO): protein phosphorylation
Molecular function (GO): ATP binding; protein serine/threonine kinase activity
Source: RefSeq, a predicted model, not a curated record